This is a messenger RNA of Sciurus carolinensis (gray squirrel), 3972 nucleotides long. RefSeq names its product peptidyl-tRNA hydrolase 1 homolog (gene Ptrh1). The record is from RefSeq and is a predicted model, not a curated record. Bases 322 to 1062 code for a protein of 246 amino acids. The transcript has 6 exons. NCBI's taxonomy places the organism in Eukaryota, Metazoa, Chordata, Mammalia, Rodentia, Sciuridae. Gene Ontology annotation, molecular function: peptidyl-tRNA hydrolase activity.
CCGAGGGCUGUUAGGAAAUUAGCUGGGGAGGCUGAGGCCUACGGCCGGGCAGAGUCGCCAGGCUUCGGCAGCGGGGCAGGGCCACAACGCGGGCAAGGCAAGGCUCCGGCUGCCCAGGUCGAAGACUGAGGAAGGGCUCCGAGAAUGCCACACCGCCCCGCGGGGACACGCUGACGCCUCGCCGGGGAACGCGCGGGGGCGACCCGACGCGGCCGCCGCCCCGCCACUUCCGCCCCGGGAGGCUCCGCGGGGGCAUUGCCCCUCCCGAGGGGACGCCCCCGCGCAGGCGGCGAUGCGAUUGGCCGCGGGCUGGUGACGUCGAUGGGCGGGGCCGGCCUGGGACUGAAUGGAGGCAACAUGUCGGCCUCCGGCCUUUCGCGCUGGGGGCUGUGGCGGGGUCUGGCCAUGAGCCGGUGUGUCUUGGAGCCUCGGUCCCCCGGGAAGCGGUGGCUGGUGGCUGGCCUGGGGAACCACGGACUACCUGGUACGAGGCACAGUGUGGGCAUGGCGGUGCUGGGGCAGCUGGCUCGGCGACUGGGAGUGGCAGAAAGCUGGGCGCGCGACCAGCGCUGCACGGCUGACCUUGCCCUGGCCCCGCUCGGGGAUGCCCAGCUGGUCCUGCUCCGGCCAAGGAGGCUUAUGAAUGCCAACGGGUGCAGCGUGGCCGAAGCCGCUGAGCUGUUUGGGCUGACUGCAGAAGAGGUCUACCUGGUACAUGACGAACUGGACAAGCCCUUGGGGAAACUGGCUCUGAAGCUGGGGGGCAGUGCCAGGGGCCACAAUGGAGUCCGUUCCUGCAUUAGCUGCCUCAACUCCAGUUUUCUUCAGCGUGUCCAGCAGUUUUUGUGGGGUGAGGAUGUGCGUGGAUCCUGGGGAGGCAGAGAAGACAGUAAGCUCGCCGCGCUGGCUCCCGACGCUCCUCUCCUGCCCUUCUCUGUGCCCAGUGUCUCCCCUCUUCAUCCUGCUGGAAGCCACACGCACCUGGUGUCCACUAGACCCCGAUACCGGCCACCAGCCUGGUGGAGCUGGACCCGGCGGGGCCUCUCCUGUUUCUCAGGCUGAUUAUCUGGUGGGUGGUUCCAGUAACCCACCUCCUGCUGCCUGGGAAUCCACGCUCCUCCAGCCACGGGUGCCUGCACGUGUCUCCCUCGGGUACCAGGAGGGGUGGAAAGGAGCACGGAGCAAAGUGGGGAGAGGCGGGCUGGUUUCCUCCGCUCCACCAAAAGAAGGAUGUAAUUGCUUCUGGAUGUUUCGGGUCCACCCAGCCUUUUGGUUUGAAGAUUUUAAAAAUAGGACGCUGACUCACUCUAUUUAAAAUACAUUCAUUUUCUCCCUGUUCUAUUUGUGCGUCCUAGCUGCACACGGCGGGCUCGUUGCUAUGGUGCUGGCAGAUGACCUCUAACGCUUCAUUCAGCAGGAACCUGCUGCCAUGGGAGGAACCAAGUGAUCCUGGCAAGUCCCUUCGCCUCUGGGCCCCCGUUAAUUUGCCUGUGGAGUAUGGAAGUCACAUGGCUGAUCUGUCCCAGCCCCAAAAACCUAGCAGUGCAGGGCUCAACACAGGUUUCCUUCCUGCCACACUGCGAGAAGGUGGCGACGCCGCAGGGGGCCGUGUCACCGCCCCUCCACAGCCUCAGCCCACAGAUCGGCAGGAGGCUCUGUGCCAGACGACCUAGCAGUCCAGGUGACGGGGACCCCAGACUGAGCAGCACUCGCGCCUGUAAGCAGCAGGCCUCACGCGUGCUGCAGAUUCAGAGGCCUCGGGUGGUGGUGGGUGGUCCGUCAGAGGUGGGACAGCAUUUGGACACGGUGAGACGGCAGGGAACUUUAAAGGAAAGCAGGACUCGGGACGUGGAGAGGAAGGGCCAGAGUGUUCCAGACAAUGGCCGGGAGAGGAGCAGAACAGAGGGCUGGUCUCUGGUGACUGGAGGGCUCCGGGAGGAGAGCAGCAGGACGAGAGGCAGGGCUAGCUGCAGUCACCUUCCCAAGGCCUUUCCCCCCACGCCCAGCCGAGGCAAGAGGUGUGCACACUCAUGCCCCCCAGCAGGGCCUGCGCGUGCUCCUCAGCUGACCUUGGAGAUGCCAUGAUGGGCCUACUUCCUUUGUUCCGAGUUUGGUUUGGGUACUGGGGAUUAACCCAGGAGUGCUCUACCACUGAAUGACAUCCCCAGUUCUUUUUAUUUUAUAUUUUGAGACAGGAUCUUGCUCAGUUGCUUAAGGCAUCACUAAAUUAUUGAGGCUUGCCUUGAACUUGCAAUCCUCCUGCCUCAGCCUCCCAAGUAACUGGCACUACAGGCUGGGCCUGGCUACUUCGAAUACACACCAUCGAAGGACCUCUAGAGCGAGGGGCUAAGUCCUCAAGACAGGAGCAGCAGAAAAGCGGCUCUCUGGGGUCUACAGCUGGCAGUCUCAGUUCUUCAGGAUCCCUCAGAACAGAGAGCACCAGAGGGCUGACGCUCUGGAGGCCUGGAAGCUCGUCCUCAAGGAAAACCACAGGGGUCACAGCAUCUGAGAGCAGAGGGUGCUGGAAGCACCUGGGCCAUCCAGUGAAGAGCCCUAGGCCCUGGCUGUCCCCCGCUCAGCCCUGCCACUGACCUCCAUGAUGUCCUUAAUAAUCGGGGUCCAUCGUGAGAGCUGGUAGGUCUGCUCACUGAUGCGCUCCUUCCGCUCGGGCUUGCUCCUGCGGCGCAGCGUGGACUGAACAAGAGCACACACAAGAUUAGACAGGCUCCCUGGGCCCCGCUCACCUCCGCUGGCCCUGGAGUCUCCUAAGGUCGUCCUGCAGAGUUAGCAUUGGCAAAGACUUAUAAGGGUCAAGGUUUUCCUCAAAAUAGUCCAAGAUGGACCCCUUUCAGGAACCUGGACAAAUCUGGUUCUUUGAAGUCAUAAAAAAUGGCAAAUGUGGGUCAAAUAUGUCGUUUAAAAAAAAAAAAACAGGUAGUUAAAAAACCUGUUUGCUAUUAGAGGAGAAAAUACCACUUGGAUAUGACACUUCAAUAGCACGGUGGUAUGGAGUGAGUCACCUCCGUUAUUUUGAUCUCUCUUGUGAACAAGGAUCCAAAAAGACCAACUCCCGCCAGUUCCAGGCCUACAGUCAGUGGCAAUGAAACAAAGCCUGUCUUUAAGAUUCCAGCCCAUCUGUUGCUUUAUCUGUUAGGACUGCACUUUGGGCCGACGGCCUGCAGAUGGGAAGCGCACAGUGGGGUUCCUGUGAGUGGGUGCGUGGCAGUGUGUUCUGCAAAGGUCCAGGGGAGCCCUGCCCAGCUGCUCUCGCUCCAGGACGACCUGUCUGAUUUGGUCUUCAUCAGUCCCAGUGCUGGGGACUCAGAGGUGGCAGGGCUUGCCUCCAGGGGUGGAUUGUCAUCCUCCCAGGAGAAGCCAAGUCUGAGGUGUCAAAAGGUAAAGCCAGGCUGACCUUGAGACAUGCCAGGUGAGGCCAGGGUGACACCUUUGUUUGGUGCAGAGACAGCUCAGCUGUAGGGACAGUGCGACUCUCCGAGUGCACGUCCAUCUCUGCCUGCCGCGGGCCCAUGCCCCGCCCCCUCUGCUCUGUCCUCUGCUUCAUGCUGAGCAUGGGGUGCCCGGGUGGGGCAGGAGGUGCUGUCAGCUGGUCCGUGCAGAGCAGACGCUACAGGCCACCCCCUCCUGCCUCUGCCCGCCCGCGAAGCUGGCCCUUACAUCCGUGACGAUGGGCACGCCCAGGUGGGCCAUGUUGGUGAUGAUCUCGCUGUCCUCGGGGGGGAUCUGGGCGUGCUGGAUCAGCUUGUUCAGGUUCUCCUCGGUGAUGCCUGCCAGCACAAGCCACUGGUCACCACACCCGGGAGCAGAGACAGCUGCUUCUGUCCUCUGCUCGAGGGGCAUGGAAACCCAUCUGCCUACCACAGCAACAGGCCUCUAAGAUGAGGGCAAAAUAAAUAUUCUGUUUCCGCUGGAGAGCCCUUAGUGACGCAGCACUCUGUCCUGAGGGAUGGCUUC